Molecule: messenger RNA, 1709 nt
Organism: Cercocebus atys (sooty mangabey)
Lineage: Eukaryota; Metazoa; Chordata; Mammalia; Primates; Cercopithecidae
Product: 40S ribosomal protein SA-like
Exons: 1
Coding region: 697-1605 (302 amino acids)
Biological process (GO): ribosomal small subunit assembly; cytoplasmic translation
Cellular component (GO): 90S preribosome; ribosome; cytosolic small ribosomal subunit
Molecular function (GO): structural constituent of ribosome
Source: RefSeq, a predicted model, not a curated record
AAAAGUGCUGGGAUUACUGAUGUGAGCCACUGCACCCAGGCUAGAGUACACUUUUGAUAAAUAUUUUUGAUUACGUAGAAUAAUUUUACGGUGAGUUCAAAGUAGGCUUUUGCAGUUUUUAUUGUGGACAUGUAUUUAUACUGUUAGUUUCAGGAUAUCUUUACUUAUCAUCUCCUGUGUUUUUAAUCAUGAUGUUUCCUUUUCAAACAACACAUUAUGAUGAAAGAUCAGUUUUCAAUGAAAUCAUUUAUAAGUAUGUACUAGCUACUGCAACUUCGGGGUUUGGAAAGGAAAAAUUAAAGUGCGCUAUGUUUACAUGUUGGAAACGUUGGAAAAAUCAGUCUAGGAUUGGAAGAAGAUGGGAAGAUUUAGGAGUAAUUGUUAAUGGGUACAAGGUUUCUUCUUAGGGUGAGAAAAUGUUCUAAAAUUAUUUGUGGUGAUGGUUACACAAGUAUGAUUAUACCUAAAAUCAUUGAAUCAUACACUUUAACUGGAUAAAUAAAAGGCUUUUAUAUUGGAAAGGAAAUAGUAAAACUGUAUCUGUUUGUAGAUAACAUGAUCUUAUAUACAAAACAAAAAUCUUAAGGAGUCCCCUAAAAAUCUAUUAGAGGUAAUAAAUGACUUUUCACACUACCCACAUAGGGGUCCAUAUGGCGUUCUGGAUUCCCAUCAUAGCUUAAAGCGAAACUUUUCACCAUGUCCGGAGCCCUUGAUGUCCUGCAAAUGAAGGAGGAGGAUGUCCUGCAAAUGAAGGAGGAGGAUGUCCUUAAGUUCCUUGCAGCAGGAACCCGCUUAGGUGGUACCAAUCUUGGCUUCCAGAUGGAACAGUACAUCUCUAUGAGGAAAAGUGAUGGCAUCCACAUCAUAAAUCUGAAGAGGACCUGGGAGAAGCUUUUGCUGGCAGCUCAUGCCAUUGUUGCCAAUGAAAACCCUGCUGAUGUCAGUGUUAGAUUAUCCUCCAGGAAUAUUGGCCAGAGGGCUGUGCUGAAGUUUGCUGCUGCCACUGGAGCCACUCCAGUUGCUGGCCACUUCACUCCUGGAAUCUUCACUAACCACAUCCAGGCAGCCUUCCAGGAGCCACGGCUUCUUGUGGUUACUAACCCCAGGGCUGACAACCAACCUGUCACAGAGGCACGUUAUGUUAACCUAUCUACCACUGAUUUGUGUAACACAGAUUCUUCUCUGCACUAUGUGGACAUUGCCAUUCCAUGCAACAAAAAGGGAGCUCACUCAGUGGGUUUGCUGUGGUGGAUGCCGGCCCAGGAAGUUUUGCGUGUGUGUGGCACCAUUUCCCAUGAACACCCAUGGAAGUUGAUGCCUGAUCUCUACAGAGAUCCUGAAGAGAUUGAAAAAGCAGAGCAGACUGCUGCUGAAAAGGCUGUGACCAAGGAGGAAUUUCAGGGUGAAUGGACUGCUCCAGCUCCUGAGUUAACUGCUACUCAGCCUGAGGUUGCAGACUGGUCUGAAGGUGUGCAGGUACCCUCUGCACCUAUUCAUCAGUUCCCUACUGAAGACUGGAGCGCUCAGCCUGCCACAGAAGGCUGGUCCGCAGCUCCCAGUGCUCAGGCCAUUGAAUGGGUAGGAGCAACCACUGAAAGAUCUUAAGCUGUUCUUGCACACACUCUUAAGCAACAUGGAAAUAAGGUUGAUGGAAAAUAAACGUCAGUUUCUUAAAAAAAAAAAAAAAGUAAUGCAUUCAGCUAGGUUGA